AUGGCGGAGUCUUCAGAUGUUCCCUCACCUUUACCUGUACUAAAAAAGAAGAAAAGUAUAUCAAUCAAGGACAAAAUUGCCAUAAUAGCUGCAAUAGAAACUGGUAAGAAGAAGACAGAUAUUGCAGAAAAAUAUGGCAUAAAGAAAAAUUCCCUGUCUACCAUUAUGAAGAACAAAGGAAAAGUUUUAGAAGCCUUUGACUCUUUGCCAUUCAACCCUAAGAGAAAAAGGUUAAGGACUGCAUUUUAUAGCGAUCUGGAAGAGGCCCUGGUGAAGUGGUACAAAACGGCUCAGUGCUCAAAUAUACCAGUAAAUGGACCAAUGCUGCGCUUCAAAGCUAAUUGUUUUGCACAGAAACUUGGACAUAAUGACUUUAAAUGCAGUAAUGGCUGGCUAGAUCGCUUUAAAUCAAGGCAUGGAUUAGCAUUCAGACCUCAGCCUCCUGUAGCUAUGGCUGCUGCUACUACUGCUGCUACUACGGUGGAUGCAGCAACUGCUUGGCAUCAAAAUAUUCUGCCUUACUAUUUAAGGGUUUAUCAGCCAAACAAUAUAUUUAAUAUGAAAGAGACAGGAUUGUUUUAUCAGAUGUUACCUAGUCAUACUUUUGCAUUUAAAGGAGAAACCUGCUCCACGGGGGAAUUAAAUAAGGAAAGAAUAACUCUAGUGGUUGGUACAAAUAUGGAUGCCUCAGAAAAACUUCCUUUGCUUGUUAUUGGAAAAAACAAGACCCCUCGCUGCUUUCAGGGUGUCAUGUCACCGCCUGUAGAAUACCAAGCAAAUGCUAUGUCAUGGAUGACUUCGGAGGUGUUUGAACAAUGGGUGAGCAAACUUGACAAGAGGUUUCAAAUGCAGGAGCGGCAAGUCGUUAUUUUUGUGGGCCCUUUCCCUGACCACCCGGAGGUAAAGAAUUUAAAGUCUGUGAAACUUGUAUUCUUUCCUUCUUGCUCACUUUCUAGAUUUACAGCUAUGAAACAAGGGGUAAUCAAGAGUCUGAAAAUCAAAUACCGGUACCUUCUUCUCAAGAGAUUUGUAGACUGUAUUGAAAGCGGUAAGGAGUUUACCUUGACUCUGCUUGAUGCUCUUCAUAUGUUGCACCGCUGUUGGAGGGCUGUAGCUCCAGAGACUAUUGUUAAAAGUUAUAACGAAGCAGGGUUUAAAUCACAAACUGGGGGAAAGGUUGAUGCAGACACAGAAGCUGAAAUUAAUUUCGAUUUGACUGCGUAUGCAAUGGCUGCAGGAGUUGAGUUUCCAAAAGGCUUCUCUUUGGAGGAAUAUGCAGUUUUGGAUGAUGAUUUGAUAACUUGUGAAAUGCUUCCUAACCAAGAAGUAUUAUGGGCCCCAAAAUAUAGUACAAGUGAAAUGUAUGAGGAAGGUGAAGAUAACUUUCCAAGAUCUGAAAACCGUAUGCCAUCAAAGAACGAGGCCCUUGCUGCUUUGGAUACUCUUCAAAGAUUUCUCAGAAGCCAAGAAUUGAAUGCAUCUCUUCAUAACUCCCUAGCAGUUUUGGAGAACUUUAUUCAGCAUGCAGCAUCUAAAUAAUACUCAAAUGGGAAAUGCUAAUUGCUUAAUUCAUUUUUAAAAUGGUAAUGAUGACCUUAUCAUAAUUAGAGCUAUAUAA
Messenger RNA from Elgaria multicarinata webbii, 1618 nucleotides. RefSeq names its product tigger transposable element derived 4 (gene TIGD4). Gene Ontology annotation, molecular function: DNA binding. The transcript has a single exon. Bases 1 to 1539 code for a protein of 512 amino acids. Lineage: Eukaryota; Metazoa; Chordata; Lepidosauria; Squamata; Anguidae. Gene Ontology annotation, cellular component: nucleus. The record is from RefSeq and is a predicted model, not a curated record.